CUUCGUUCCCAGGGUUCCGUGAGAGCUGCUGGCCCCACCCCACCUCUCCAGCGCUAUCUCUCUCAAUGUGCAAUUCUCAAAGAAAAAGCGAAAAAAAUCCACAAAAAUAGGAGAAAGAAACGACAGUGUUCACAUCUGUUCAAGGGUAGAUCAGGCCUUUUCAGGGUGAAACAACUGUCAUCGUUGGAUGAGGGAUUGUAACCUGCGGUAUGUUCCUAUAUCUACACAUGUAACCAUAUCUAGCCUGCCAUACGAAUUCAAAAGGAAUACACAACGCUGAGAGACUUGACAGUAGGCUGUACCUGCGCGAACCGCCAACAUUACGGAGGAUUUCCAUGACUAUGAGUGACCGGGGGAUAUAACAUUAUAUUCAAGGACAACCAAAACACAAGCUUUGUUCUUUCCGAGAAGCCUUCGGAUCUGAGGAGUACCAAUACAAAAAUACAACGACAACCAAAAAAGAAAAAGACGGAGUAGGGCCUUUUUGGGUCUGGUCAAACCUCAACAGCAGCACCGGAGGGAACACAUUGAUAGCAGGGCACUAAAAAAGUGAUUAUUUGGUAAAGGUGACUCCGGAAUGGCUACGAUGUGACAGGUCCAAAGACGUCGUGGGUAUAGAAAGAAGAUCAGAAUUGCCUGAUGCAUCGCAUGCCGACAUUUUAGUCGGGAUACAUAUUUUUUAAUUUCACCAACCCUCCCAUGUGUUUGGCUUGUCUUGCUCAGUCGCAACGGAACAUUUGGAAAGGUUGAACAUUGGGAUCGACGCGAGAGGGACUGGAACUGAACGGCGGUGCGAGUUGAGCCGAAGAUGGGCUCCCUAGGAGACGUUUGCUAAAAAAAAUGUCAGUGUUGAAUCUCAGCCUCGCAGAAACACGUCGUGGGAACCCCGACGCCAAACCCUUCGUGUACAUCGCCCCGCGGAGCUUUUUCCACCUUCGUAUUCACGUGGUUCAUCUGGAUGACUUCAUUGCGGAAUUACAGUGAAAACGAGAGGAAUCAAACGUGCGCGAGGGCGGGUGUCGUCAUUGGCGCCAGUGCUCGGCUCGCGCGGAGGCUAGCUGGAGAUACAUUAGCGCUCAUUGAAUCGGUAGUCUCCACAACCGGGGGACUCCCUCUCAUCCACUACUAGGCCCACACACAGGUUACACUGGUUUAGUUGGCAUCUGGCGAAAUAAAUGUCACCCCUGUUGAGACAGGUGUUCCUCUCUCCGGCCGAUUUAGGAAUCUAGAGUUGUUGAUAGAGUCCAUUAAACCUCUAUUGGUGUAUUUUUUGGGGGGGUUUGGGAAGAUGGGGUGUCUCGGCAAUAGCAAGACCGAAGACCAACGAAAUGAGGAGAAGGCACAGAGGGAAGCCAACAAAAAGAUAGAGAAACAGCUACAAAAAGACAAGCAGAUAUACCGAGCAACUCACCGGCUGCUACUGUUAGGGGCUGGCGAAUCUGGGAAGAGCACGAUAGUCAAACAGAUGCGAAUAUUGCACGUAAACGGCUUCAAUGCAGAAGAGAAAAAACAGAAAAUUAAUGACAUUAAAAACAACAUCAAAGAAGCUAUUGAGACAAUCGUGGCUGCCAUGAGCACACUAAUGCCGCCAUGCCAGUUAGCAUGUCCAGCAAACCAGUCCAGGAUAAAAUACCUCACAAAUUUAAUGAACAGGAAGGACUACGAAUUUCCCUCGGUCCCACAAAGCCGUCAGGUUACCAAGGAGUUCUACGAACACACCCGGAUCCUCUGGGAGGACCACGGGGUCCGUGCCUGCUGGGAGAGAUCCAACGAGUACCAGCUCAUCGACUGUGCACAGUACUUCUUAGACCGAAUCGAUAUCGUCCGGCAAAGUGAUUAUACACCAAGUGAUCAGGACUUACUGAGAUGCAGAGUGCUGACGUCUGGGAUCUUCGAGACAACCUUCCAAAUAGACAAAGUCAACUUCCACAUGUUUGACGUGGGAGGACAGAGGGAUGAGCGCCGAAAAUGGAUCCAGUGUUUUAACGAUGUGACGGCCAUUAUCUUUGUGGUGGCCAGUAGCAGUUACAACAUGGUGAUCAGAGAAGACAAUCAUACAAACAGGCUGCAAGAGGCCCUCAAUCUCUUCAAGAACAUCUGGAACAAUAGGUGGCUACGGACCAUUUCAGUUAUCCUCUUCUUGAACAAACAGGAUCUGCUAGCAGAGAAGGUUCUAGCAGGGAAAUCAAAAAUCGAAGAUUAUUUCUUUGAGUUUGAACGCUACACUACACCGGAUGAUGCAAUUCCAGAACAAGGAGAGGAUCCUCGCGUAACAAGAGCAAAGUACUUCAUCCGGGACGAAUUUCUGAGGAUCAGCACGGCGAGCGGGGACGGCCGCCACUACUGCUACCCCCACUUCACGUGCGCCGUGGACACGGAGAACAUCCGCCGCGUCUUCAGCGACUGCCGGGACAUCAUCCAGCGCAUGCACCUGCGGCAGUACGAGCUCUUGUGAUCGGACCGCCGGGACGAUAACAAAAAGACACCGCCACCACCCGCCCCCCGCCUCCCCAUCCUGCCCCUCCCCCUAACGACCGUUCCACCGACCUAUAAAGCCACCCACCUAACUGACCAAACGACCUGUCCACAUGUCCCAGGGCGGCCAGACCACGUGCAACCACAGCCGUGCAGGACAUUACUUUGAAGACGCGCUCGUCCGCGGGCCACUGCGACACGAGGCCAGACUGCUUGACUCUGCCGAGACACCCCCUCCCAACCCCCAGCCCCCCCCAGAACCUUGCCCUGACCUCCUGGAAGAAAGAGACUGGAAUAUUGUUUUCCAAUGGACAGGCGAUGGAUCAUUUUAGCUCUCUGACUCUGUCAUACACAGAUGAAUAAACACACACAAUCACACACACACACACACACACACACACACACACACACACACACACACACACACACUUUCAUCUGAGUUCAAACGUAACCGGAGAUCAAGGUUUCAUUGUAUCACUUCAUAGACGACACACAAAAGUAAAACACACAAACACACACAUAGGUAGAAUCAAGACGUACUCUUUUCAUUGAUGCAUCAUGCGAGCUAACUCUGGACUCUUUUUUUGUGAGUUCAUUUUGUGGGGGACGUCACACAUGACGAAGAGGUCCCUUUCACCCAUUGGAAUGGCUGGGGGGGGCAAAGGACACCAUAUUCAGAUGGCGAAGUGGGGGUAAGGCAGACUCUAGAGGAGGGGGAGCAGGGUUGUGAGACGGUUCUGGUCUUGGUUCAAGAAGUGGACCAGCUGACCAACGAGUGCAAGACCAGCUCUUUGGGGGGCAAAAGUCAACGAGAAAACAAAACAAAAACAUACAAUACAUAACUCCAUGCAUACCAGUGAACUUCAUGCAGUGCAAAAAAGAUCCAAGCUAUAUACAUAUAUAUAUAUAUUUAUAUGUCUGUAUAUAAAUAUGUAUAUAUAAAUAUGAUAUAUUCCUGUAAUAACACAAUUCAACAUUUGUUUAACAGUUUUGUUCCCCCCCCCCCCAUGUUGUGUGUUGGUGUACACAGUGUGUGCGAUCUGCCCUUGCACACCAUUUAAGCUUAACGACCCCCCCACACACACAAACAACAACGCACACACUCAUUCCCACAAACACACACACAGCCUUGACUCCGCCGUGUCCUCUUCCUUCCCUGCCGCUAUUAAACAAACUUGAAAUAAUUAAUCCAUUCAUUUUAUCUUCUUUCUUUUUUUUACCAAAACAUGAUUAGAACACUGUUGUUCAUGGAGUCACUCGUUGCCAUAGUACUACUUUGCUGUAAAUCACUGUGUAGCCAAGAGAAGGAUGGUGUCUUCUUAGCCAUCUGGAAUAAAGGCCAACCAGAGGAAGACAUUCAAUCCUCAGAAAACCAUCCAAGAGGAAAACUCUUCCUGAGAUAUGUGUAUAUAUGAAGUUCUAGCCUCCGCAAAUUGAUUGAUCCAAAUAUUUAUCGAGUUUUUGAAACAACCAUAUGGUUUGACGAACGACUGGUUCACAAACUGUCCAAACAACUUCCAAAAUGAUUGUGAUUUUGGUUGACCCCCCACAACACCCGACUCUUCAUUAAUGACGAUCAAGGGUGAAAAAAGAAACAUCGGUUGAGGCAUGAUGUAAAAAGAUGGGACAUACACACACACACACACACACACACACACACACACACACACACACACACACACACACACACUCGCUCACCUCACAUGCUUUGGCCACCUGCACACUUGCCCCCCUUGUCUUGCUCCUCACCCUUCCUGAUCCCAUCCCAGUCCGGGCUUUAAACAUGUUUGUCUUUUUAUUUUACUGCUGGACUUAUUAUUCUUGUACAGACUGUAAAAUGUAUUAUUUUGUACAACUUUAUUGAAGAAAAAAAAUAACGUGUAGAAGAUCCCUGUGCCUUGAUCACGAGUGUAUGUGUAAAAAAUGAAAAAAUGAAGAAAAAAAAAUGACGACAACAAA
This is a messenger RNA of Gadus macrocephalus (Pacific cod), 4434 nucleotides long. It is a transcript of the gene gnas, whose product is annotated as GNAS complex locus. Lineage: Eukaryota; Metazoa; Chordata; Actinopteri; Gadiformes; Gadidae. Gene Ontology annotation, cellular component: heterotrimeric G-protein complex. The coding region runs from base 1289 to 2455 and encodes 388 amino acids. Gene Ontology annotation, biological process: adenylate cyclase-activating dopamine receptor signaling pathway; sensory perception of chemical stimulus. The transcript is spliced from 13 exons. The record is from RefSeq and is a predicted model, not a curated record. Gene Ontology annotation, molecular function: mu-type opioid receptor binding; GTPase activity; ionotropic glutamate receptor binding.